This is a messenger RNA of Exophiala viscosa, 1548 nucleotides long. RefSeq names its product putative MFS transporter. NCBI's taxonomy places the organism in Eukaryota, Fungi, Ascomycota, Eurotiomycetes, Chaetothyriales, Herpotrichiellaceae. Gene Ontology annotation, cellular component: membrane. Bases 1 to 1548 code for a protein of 515 amino acids. Gene Ontology annotation, molecular function: transmembrane transporter activity. Gene Ontology annotation, biological process: transmembrane transport. The record is from RefSeq and is a predicted model, not a curated record. The transcript is spliced from 5 exons.
AUGGCUGCCGCUCCUAGGGACGAAGCUGAUGCGGUCGAUUCCGGACGUGUCGACGAAAAGCCAGAGGAUAUCCAAAAUGAAUUUGAGGGUGCUAGUCAAGUGCUCGCGAACGACAAGAUUGGUCAAGUGACGGGAAUAGAUAAUGAUGCUGCUCACACGAAAGCCAUGACGAGAAGACUUCUGUGGAAGCUUGACACAAGAAUCCUACCAGUCCUUGCCAUUCUCUUCCUAUGCUCUUUUCUGGACCGCACCAAUGUCGGCAAUGCCAAAAUUCUCGGUCUGGAGAGCGACGUCGGCCUCAACAACAGCCAAUAUGCCAACGGAUUAGCCAUCUUCUUCGCCUUUUACAUCGCGGCGGAGUUGCCCUCAAAUCUCGUUCUCAAGAAGGCCAGUCCGAGAAUCUGGCUUGCUUUUCUCACAGCCAUCUGGGGGCUCAUUGGUAUGUGCUUGGGCUUUGUUGAGAACUACGCCGGAUUUCUGGUCGUGCGUGCUUUCCUCGGACUUGCAGAAGGCGGCUUGCUCCCUGGAAUGGUCCUCUAUCUCUCUUCAAUCUACACUCGAGGCGAGAUGGCGCUUCGGAUAGGCUUGUUCUACACAAGUGCUUCUCUUGCUGGAGCUUUUGGCGGCCUGCUCGCGCGAGGUUUGUCGGCCAUUGGAUCUCAUGCAGGCCUUGACGCGGGAUGGCGGUGGAUCCUCGUGAUUGAAGGCCUCCUGACUUUUGUUGCGGGAGUGGCGUCUUACUUCCUGCUCCCCAAUAGCGUGGCAAGUGCUUCGUUCUUGAAGCCUGAGGAAAAGGAACUUGCGCAGAAAAGGCUGCUCAACGACACUUCAGCACACUUGCCUGACGGACAGCAAACCGAAGGAGCGGAGAAGUUCCGAUGGUCAGAAGUUCGACGGGGCAUCCUGAAUGUUCAGCUUUGGCUGAGUGCUACAGCCUAUUUCUCCAUUCUCUCUGGGCUGUACUCCUUUGGGCUGUUCUUACCAACUAUUAUCAAGGGGCUCGGGUAUACUGCCAACGAAGCGCAGUUGUGGUCCGUCAUCCCUUAUGCGGUUGCCGCGGUGGUCACUGUGGUAGUUGCCUUGCUGUCCGACCGACUUAAGCUCAGAGGAGUGGUCAUGCUUUGCGUCUUGCCACUGGCCAUCAUCGGAUACGCGGUCAUUGCGAAUAUUGACGAACAUGACAACCAUGUCAAGUAUGGCAUGACGUUCUUGAUGGCCACGGGGCUCUAUGCCAGUGUCCCGCCGGUGUUGGUCUGGAACAGUAACAAUUCCGCGGGUCAUUACAAGCGAGCCACCACGUCUGGCAUGCAGUUGGCCAUUGCGAAUGCUGGGGGCUUUGUUUCCGCAUUCAUUUACCCAAGUACUGAGGCACCACAAUAUCACAAAUCGCAUACCAUAAUCUUGGGGUUGCUAGUUUAUGCAUGGUUUGCCAUCCUUCUCAACGUUUUAUACUGCGCAAAGAUCAACCGCGACAAAGCUAGUGGGAAGCACGACCAGUAUAUCGGAUAUGGUGACGAUCGGGAUCCUGAAUUUAAGAUGGUUUUGUGA